Molecule: messenger RNA, 980 nt
Organism: Helicoverpa armigera (cotton bollworm)
Lineage: Eukaryota; Metazoa; Arthropoda; Insecta; Lepidoptera; Noctuidae
Exons: 6
Coding region: 159-683 (174 amino acids)
Biological process (GO): proteolysis
Molecular function (GO): serine-type endopeptidase activity
Source: RefSeq, a predicted model, not a curated record
AGGUGGCAGUGUCGGGCAUAGUGCUCAUCAAGGUGAAGUACGCGCUCGUCAACGCUGACGACGUCGUCAGGAUACCCAAGAAUGUGCUCGAGUCAGACUCACUGGCAGUGUUCCUGGUGGCAGACGACACGCCGUGGUCGGUGGCGCCGCUGUCGUACAUGACGCACCCGGAGUACGAGUACUCCACGCUCAACACCAUCGCCGUCCUCGAGCUCAACUCGGACGACGCACAAGACUAUCCAUUAAAUCCUAUUUGCUUUCCUGAAGCAAUGUUCAACACUUCUGGUUUUUUAUAUCUCACUGGCUACACAGAUGAAAAUCGAGUUUUAGAAAAGGUUAUUUACAAAAUACAGUAUUUGGAGAAAAAAGUUUGUGAAGAAUUUUAUAACAGAGCAGGACUGUCAGAUGCUAAGCGCGCGCCGACCGCAUACGUGUGUGGCUUCGCUCCGUACAACGGGACUCACUGCGUGUGGGACAACGGCAUGGUUCUCGUCUCCAACGCCACCGGGUGGUUCACUCUGGUCGGGUUCGGUGUCCGCGGGCCCGGCUGCGCGGCGCCGGCUCGCUUCAUCGACAUCUUCCAGUACCUGGACUGGAUCAGGUCUGCCACCGCCGAGAACGUAGCCAUGUAUGACGCCAUCGAAGACUACAGGAGAGACAACAGCCAUAAACCGUCCGUCUAGUCCGUACCUAUUUCCCGUAGAGUGGGGGUAUUUAACGUUAAAAGUAAAUAAUUAUUUUUACAAUAAAAGUAUGAAUUUAAGCAACUUAUCUGUAUUUUUCCCGAAUUCCAUAGAUUUUUAUGAAUUUUUCAUUUAGUGGGCCGGAUUUUAAACAUCUCCUUUUCGGAAGUUGUUUUUUUAAGUUUACUGUAAAAUAAAAUAAAGAAACUAAGCAAUAAUUUAUUAAACUAUAUUAUAAGGGCUUUGUUUAUUCAUUUACUAGAAGAAAUUAAUUUUGUUUUGUUUUUGAAGAUUUAA